Molecule: messenger RNA, 1869 nt
Organism: Emys orbicularis (European pond turtle)
Lineage: Eukaryota; Metazoa; Chordata; Testudines; Emydidae
Gene: TCP1
Product: t-complex 1
Exons: 12
Coding region: 100-1773 (557 amino acids)
Biological process (GO): protein folding
Cellular component (GO): chaperonin-containing T-complex
Molecular function (GO): ATP hydrolysis activity; ATP binding; ATP-dependent protein folding chaperone
Source: RefSeq, a predicted model, not a curated record
ACUGCGGUUAGGGGCCAGUUUCCCAGCAAGCCUUGCGGCGUCACCGGCGGAUUCUCCUGCAGCAGCGCGUGUAUCGCUGUCUCUCUGCGCGCGGGGAAGAUGGAGAUGGGGUCGCUGGCCGUGUUCGGAGAGCGGAUCUCCGGGGAAGCGAUCCGCGGCCAGAACGUUAUGGCUGCAGCUUCAAUUGCCAACAUUGUGAAGAGUUCUCUUGGUCCAGUUGGUUUGGAUAAAAUGUUGGUGGAUGAUAUUGGUGAUGUGACCAUUACUAAUGAUGGUGCAACCAUUCUGAAGCUGCUGGAGGUAGAACAUCCUGCUGCAAAAGUUCUGUGUGAGCUGGCAGAACUGCAAGACCAAGAAGUUGGAGAUGGGACCACCUCAGUGGUAAUUAUUGCUGCUGAACUUCUGAAAAAUGCAGAUGAAUUGGUCAAGCAGAAAAUUCAUCCCACCUCUGUUAUUGGUGGCUAUCGUCUUGCUUGCAAGGAGGCAGUUCGCUACAUCAAUGAAAAUCUUAUUAUUAACACAGAUGAACUUGGCCGGGACUGCCUUAUUAAUUCAGCUAAAACAUCAAUGUCCUCCAAAAUCAUAGGAAUUGAUGGUGACUUCUUUGCCAACAUGGUGGUGGAUGCUGUGCUUGCAGUUAAAUUCACAGAUCAAAAGGGUCAAGCCAAAUAUCCAAUCAGUUCCAUUAACGUUUUGAAGGCACAUGGCCGUAGCCAGAAAGAGAGUAUUCUUGUAAACGGUUAUGCACUGAACUGUGUGGUGGGCUCACAAGGUAUGACCAAGAGGAUAGUUAAUGCAAAGAUUGCCUGUCUUGACUUCAGUCUGCAGAAAACAAAAAUGAAGCUUGGUGUUCAGGUGCUGAUCACAGAUCCGGAAAAACUGGACCAGAUUAGACAGAGAGAGUCAGAUAUCACUAAAGAGAGGAUUCAGAAGAUUCUGGCCACAGGUGCUAAUGUUAUUCUAACCACUGGUGGCAUUGAUGAUAUGUGUCUGAAAUAUUUUGUGGAUGCUGGUGCUAUGGCAGUACGCAGAGUUUUAAAAAAGGACCUUAAACGUAUUGCUAAAGCAGCAGGAGCAAUCAUUUGUUCGUCUCUGGCUAAUCUGGAAGGUGAAGAAAGCUUUGAGGCAUCAAUGCUGGGACAGGCAGAAGAAGUGGUUCAAGAGAGAAUUUGUGAUGAUGAAUUGAUUUUAGUCAAGAAUACCAAGGCUCGUACUUCUGCAUCAAUUAUUUUACGAGGAGCCAAUGACUUCAUGUGUGAUGAAAUGGAGAGAUCCUUACAUGAUGCUCUUUGUGUAGUUAAAAGAGUAUUGGAGUCCAAGUCUGUGGUACCAGGUGGUGGUGCUGUAGAGGCAGCACUUUCAAUAUAUCUUGAAAAUUAUGCAACCAGCAUGGGAUCACGUGAACAGCUUGCUAUUGCAGAAUUUGCAAGGUCUCUCUUAGUUAUUCCAAAUACCUUAGCAGUAAAUGCUGCCCAGGAUGCCACAGAUCUUGUUGCAAAGCUGAGAGCAUUUCACAAUGAGGCUCAAGUUAACCCAGAACGCAAAAAUCUGAAAUGGAUUGGUCUUGAUUUAAUCAAUGGGAAACCUCGUGAUAACAAACAAGCUGGUGUGUUUGAGCCUACAGUAGUCAAAGUAAAGAGCUUGAAAUUUGCAACGGAAGCUGCAAUUACUAUUCUACGAAUUGAUGAUCUUAUUAAGUUGCAUCCUGAAAGCAAAGAUGAUAGAGGCGGGUGUUACGAAGAUGCUGUUCGUUCUGGAGCACUUGAGAACUAGUCUGGCUUUUAUUUAUGUUACUGUUUAAUUGUUCAUCUUACACUUCUUCCCAGUAUUGUACCUAGAGUGUAUGUUAAUAAAAUAGGGGUAGUUACA